AUGGCUCCAAGCUGUUCAUGCAGUGUGGUCCUUGUGCUGGCGUUGCGGCUAUGUGUGGUUCCGGCACGUGUGGCAACUCUCGAUGAUGAGCUUCGCUUUCAUUUUGAUUGCGCUACUCGAUGCGCCGCGAUGACGCCCUCGGACAGAGAAGCCAUCAAGGCCAUGUACAGGGCAGCGGGAUGCGACGUGGGUGGCCCUGGAGCACAUCCGGUAUGUGCUUCCUCCAUGGAACAGUUGUGUGUUGGCAGCUGUGGCGGGGGACAACAAGACAUGGCUACUUUUCUACCUGGUGCAUUUGGCCCUGGAGCUGCACCGGUGGGGUCGGAGCCCUUCUCGCUGGCACUGCAGGUUCACCGCGACUGUGCAGAGCGCUGCGCUUCCGAAGGCGUCGCAGUUUCAGCGGAUUCCGGUGCCGAGAAGGCGGUCGACACGCUUCGAAGAUGCGGCGUCGUGCAGCUCCUGGGUGCUUAUGAUUUGACGGCGUUGGAUCGCUUUCAGAAGGCUUUUGAUCAGCUGAAGUCCAAAGAGAAGGCAUACAAGAAGUUGCUUGACACCAAGCAGCUUCAUGAUGGCCGAUAUCAGGUUUAUCUUCCGUUUGCGAAGCCAUUUUCUUCACGCGAGACUCUAGGAGUCAGUGAUUUGGUGCUGGAGGUACUGCAUGCCUACUUUAUGACAAGUGGGGGCAGCUUUGGCAUAGAUCACGUUUCGGUGUUGACAUCUGCCAGUGGAAGUGCUAACCAAAGUUUGCAUCCCGACGUGCACUAUUUCAAGGGCUUGUCAGUCUCGGUGCACACGGCUUUGCACGACAUACCUUCAUCUUUGGGGCCGACGUACUUCUGUCCUUGCACUGGGGAAUCCCUGACUCGGGAGGACUGGCCAGCCAGUGCUGCCAUCAAAAUGCGCCAAGGCUGCACCUGUGACCCGGGCUAA
Symbiodinium sp. CCMP2456 is the source of this 930-nucleotide messenger RNA. NCBI's taxonomy places the organism in Eukaryota, Dinophyceae, Suessiales, Symbiodiniaceae. The record is from the annotation of a GenBank genome assembly.